Molecule: messenger RNA, 760 nt
Organism: Magallana angulata
Lineage: Eukaryota; Metazoa; Mollusca; Bivalvia; Ostreida; Ostreidae
Exons: 2
Coding region: 24-494 (156 amino acids)
Source: RefSeq, a predicted model, not a curated record
CUUUAUCGAAAUUGGUGCGUCCGAUGGUGAGACCGGGUCGGUGUCCCUUUUCUUUGAGAGGAAUAGGCUGGGACGGGCUUCUGAUAGAGCCCCACCCUGGUCAUUACAGACAAUUACGUCACAGACACAGGAAAGCUUCGACUCUCAGAGCAUGCAUCAGGAGCAAUUCAAGUGCCAGUAAAGCCUUUGUCGACGAGAUAGAAGGUCACAUGAUCACCCCCUGCUUAUGGAUGGAAUCCAUAUUAGAAGCUAUGGGUAAAAAGACCGUCGAUCUGCUGAGUUUGGAUGCGAAGGGUCAGGAAAUGGACAUUCUGCAGGCCAUUCACUCAAACUAUUCGAUACAUGUGAUCACCGUUGAAUUCGUUGAGGGGUCAGACAGUGAUAUGAACGUGAUGAAAUUUUUAAUGAACCAUGGCUACCACGCCAAUCACCAAUUUGUGAACCACCCGUUACACAGAAACGAUAUGGUGUUCACCAAAGAAAAACAAGUCUAGAGAUCACCUUUUGUCUCAAAUAAUUUUAAUUACAAUAACUUUGUCCAUCUUCGCUAGCCAAGGUUUUCUGAUCCGAACCGCUCCUCACGAACGAAUCGUGAGGAGCGGUGUGGAUCAGAAACCCUGGCUAGCUAAGAUGUAAAUAUGUCAUAUCUGAUAGGAACAUUUCAAUGCAUCCUAUUUCAUACAAUGUCUUCCCCGUUUGUACCAAUUUUGCUCCGAAAAAAAUCUAUUAUGUUAAUAGAUGUACACGUGUGUUUUGAAUA